Urocitellus parryii (Arctic ground squirrel) is the source of this 5552-nucleotide messenger RNA. RefSeq names its product sorting nexin 29 (gene Snx29). The record is from RefSeq and is a predicted model, not a curated record. Lineage: Eukaryota; Metazoa; Chordata; Mammalia; Rodentia; Sciuridae. Gene Ontology annotation, molecular function: phosphatidylinositol binding.
CCUUGUAGAGCGCGGCGGCGGCAGACGCGGCUGCGGCGGCGCGGCGCAGGCACCCGCCAGAGGAGCGGCAUCAUGAGCGGAUCACAGAACAAUGACAAAAGACAGUUUCUGCUGGAGAGACUGCUGGAUGCAGUAAAACAGUGCCAGAUCCGCUUUGGAGGGAGAAAGGAGAUCGCCUCCGAUUCUGACAGCAGGGUUACCUGUCUCUGCGCCCAGCUGGAAGCCGUCCUGCAGCAUGGCUUGAAGAGGAGCCGAGGAUUGGCGCUCACAGCGGCGGCGAUCAAACAGGCAGCAGGCUUCGCCAGCAAGACGGAGACAGAGCCCGUGUUCUGGCACUACGUGAAGGAGGUCCUCAACAGGCACGAGCUGCAGCGCUUCCACUCCCUGCGCCACAUCACCUCCGACGUGGGCCGGGGCCGCGCCUGGCUGCGCUGCGCCCUCAACGAGCACUCGCUGGAGCGCUACCUGCACAUGCUGCUCGCAGACCAGGGCAGGCUCAGCACUUUUUAUGAAGACUGGUCUUUUGUGAUGGAUGAAGAAAGGUCUAGCAUGCUUCCCACCAUGGCAGCUGGGCUGAACUCCAUACUCUUCGCAAUUAACAUCGACAACAAGGACUUAAAUGGGCAGAGCAAAUUUGCUCCCACUGUCUCCGACCUCUUAAAGGAAUCAACGCAGAACGUGACCUCCUUGCUGAAGGAAUCCACUCAGGGAAUGAGCAGCCUCCUCAGGGAGAUCACAGCCUCUUCUGCUGUCUCUAUCCUCAUUAAGCCCGAGCAGGAGACCGACCCGCUGCCUGUUGUGUCCAAGAACGUCAGUGCUGAUGCCAGAUGUAAAAAGGAACGGAAGAAGAAAAAGAAGGUGACCAACAUCAUCUCAUUUGAUGAGGAGGAGGAUGAGCAGACCUCUGGGGAUGCUUUUAAAAAGCUCCCUGGGACAGGGGAGAGCUCGGAGGAGAACUCCGACCGGUCCUCGGUCAACAUCAUGUCGGCCUUUGAAAGCCCCUUUGGGCCGAAUUCCAACGGCAGCCAGAGCAGCAGCUCCUGGAAAGUGGACUCCCUUUCUCUAAAUGGGGAGCUUGGGUACCAGAAGCUCGAUGUGAAGAGCAUCGAYGACGAAGGCGUGGAUGACAACGAGGACGACGCGUAUGCGGACCCAUCAGGAAGGAAGCGUGCGGGCCACCUGGGAUCACCAGAGAAGCCCCUGGAUGGGAACACCUGCCUCUCCCAGGUGCACAGCUGGGCUCCGCUGCAGGUGCUCCAUGGCGAUGCUGAUGUCCUCUUCCCGGUCAGCGGAGUGGGCUCCUACAGCCCGGCAGAUCCCCCCCUGGGAAGCCUGGAGAACGGAACAGGACCUGAGGACCACAUUCUCCCAGAGCCUGGGCUUCGGUACAGUGUGGAYGCCAGCCCUCCAGCCCAAGGAAGUCCUCUGAGCAGCCUCUUGCCUUCUGCGUCGGUGCCAGAAUCCAUGACGAUUAAUGAACUACGACAAGCUAUCGUGGCUAUGAUGAACAGAAAGGAUGAGCUGGAAGAAGAAAACAGAUCCCUGCGGAACCUGCUUGAUGGCGAGAUGGAACAUUCGGCUGCRCUCCGGCAGGAGGUGGACACCUUGAAAAGGAAGGUGACCGAGCAGGAGGAGCGGCACACCAUGAAGGUCCAGGCUUUGGCAAGAGAAAACGAGGUGCUCAAAGUCCAGCUGAAGAAAUAUGUAGGAGCUGUCCAGAUGCUGAAAAGAGAAGGCCCUACAGCUGAAGUUGUGCCAAAUCUUUGGAACGUUGAUGGUGAAGUUACAGUCCCUGAACAGAAGCCAGGAGAAGUUGCUGAAGAGCUCGCAAGCUCUUACGAAAGGAAGCUCAUUGAGGUGGCAGAGAUGCAUGGAGAGCUGAUCGAGUUCAACGAGCGCCUGCACAGGGCCUUGGUGGCCAAGGAAGCUCUGGUGUCCCAGAUGAGGCAGGAGCUCAUCGACCUCCGGGGCCCGGUGCCCGGAGAUUUGAGUCAAACAUCCGAAGAUCAGAGUUUGUCGGAUUUUGAAAUAUCUAACCGGGCGCUGAUCAACGUCUGGAUCCCGUCGGUGUUCCUCCGUGGCAAGGCAGCGAAUGCAUUCCACGUGUAUCAGGUCUACAUCCGGAUAAAGGACGACGAGUGGAACGUCUACCGGCGGUACACGGAGUUCCGGAGUCUGCACCACAAGCUGCAGAGCAGGUUCCCCCAGGUGCGGGCCUACAGCUUCCCACCCAAGAAGGCCAUUGGGAACAAGGAUGCCAAGUUCGUAGAGGAACGGAGAAAGCAGCUCCAGAGUUACCUGCGCAGCGUCAUGAACAAAGUCAUCCAGAUGGUGCCCGAGUUUGCUGCCAGCCCCAAGAAGGAGACCCUCACCCAGCUGAUGCCCUUCUUUGUUGACAUCACCCCUCCCGGAGAGCCCCUGAACAAGAACRGCCGGCCCAAAGCGGCUUCCCGCUUCCCCAAGCUGUCCCGUGGUCAUCCCAGGGAGACGCGCAACGUGGAGCCCCAGAGCGGUGACCUCUGACCUCAGCAGAAUCCAGAUCCCAGCCACUCUGUCCCUGACUUGGCCACGGCAGCUGGCCCGACGCUUUGGAGUGAUGACCACAUCCACCUGGUCAACCCAGAGAGCACACCUUCCCUGCCGGCCACAUGCCACCCUGAUUAAACUGGUCAGUCUCAGAGCUGCCAGGCCCCUGUCCUGAGCGUGCGGCGGUUCCUCGUUGGACAGACUGGCCCAYGUGGCCACUGCUUGCCAAGGGCAGCAAAGCCACCUAUUCCUUGCUCGGGCUGGGGUCCCCAGGUGGAAUGCACAGUGCCCAGGCUCCACAGGAAGCCUCUUUCCCACGAGGGAAUUGGCCUCUUUUGAACCUGACCACCUGGCUGUACCCUCUGGACAGACAGAGCUCUGUCACCCUCCAUCAGUGGUCACUGGACACCCCGUGGUAUCACUCCURUGGGCAGACAUUCCCACAGACUGUGAAGGAGCCACCGGUGACAUUGAACUUGGGUGCUUGGCUGCAGGAAGCAGCACCACCUAGGAACCCUGAGGCCACCAUGCAGCUCAUCGGGCUGGGUGUGGGCUCCGAACCUCCAACCCAGGCCUGGCCAGGCGCUGCUGGCCUCAGGUCAUGGACCUGGCUUGGGGGACCAGAUCCAUCUGUAACCGGCACCUGAACAGAUCAUGAUUGUUCCCCAAAGACAGUUUGUGAUAUGCCAUCUGUCCCCUUUCAGAGGGAAUGAAACCCUUGUCCCUCCUGUCACAGGGAGCAGGAUGACCAGCGCMGCAGCCCCCUCGGUCCUCCGCCAGCCUGGGUCAGGUGGCUCCACCUCAGCAUCAUGGCACCUCCGCACCGAGGGCGUGCGCAAGGGCUGGGUAGAGUGUGGCCCCGUGUCCACUGGGCCAUCGUGGCCUGUAUGGAUGACAGGCGAGGGAGGGGUCAUGCAAGGCCACCGUGGGCUUGUGCUUGAACCCUCUCAGUUCAUUGGCUGAAAUCUCACUGAGCCACCAGGGUCCCCAGUGCGGGCAGGGAAGCCAUCAACAUGCCCAGCCGACCAAGAGGCAGCCGAGGGCUUCAUGGGGCCCUGCUGUCAGCUUGCAGGUGCCAGAACUGCUGGCGUACGCGGCCUCACUGAGCAGAGCAGCCCUGGCCCCUGUGAACACAGAGCCCUCGAGGGCAGGGGCUGGCUGCAGGACUGUCCACCGUCCCCCCUGACCAGGGGGUCUACACCGAGAUGGCUUCUUCGUCCUGCUGUGUUCCAUAGGGUGGACCCUCCUCAGACACCCAAUCAGCAGGCAAGGGGUGCACUGGCCUCGCUCUCCCCAGCCACCCCACCAGGAACCUCCUUCAACAUUCUGCACAGGAAGUUCAGAAAAAUCGCCCGAGAGCGACAGUCACCUGUCUGCUUGCCCUUUAAUUAUUCAURGAAAGUGGGUCCAGCUCUCCACGAUGUGAACUGUAAGAGGAUGUGCCCAGAGGCUACAGGAGUCCCGUGGUUUGCAGUCUGCCCACCUCUUCUGAUCUUGGAAGCCCUGGAACGGCCAGUCAUCCCCUUACAGGUGUUCAACGCACAUGUGACCCCCACUGAACUCUGAGCUUUCGUCGCCUGUUUCUUAAAGGCACAACACCCCACCUGCCACCGUUCUAUCUAUCCGGUUGAUAACAGAGGCCUACCUGGUGCCAGCCGGACACACGCAUAGGAAGGAUGACCAUGGUCCUCCCGGUGGGUCCUGCACAGCAGCUGUGGGAUGCGUUUCCUGAUGCCCGAAUCUGGGGCCCUUGCUUUCUCCCAGUUCUGCAUGGGACAAUUUGUCACUCUGAGGAUGGGGUCACAGCACUACAGGCCAGGUUCCUGCUCCACCUGUCUGCAGCCUAGAGACACCAGCUGACCUGUCCCAUGAAGGCCAGGCCCUGUUCUCUGGGGUCCCCCUAAACGCCCUCCCACCGCUGUCAGCCUCUGGAACCCCCCCUGGCUCCAGCAGCACCUUCUGGCCUUGGUGUGUGACUGAUGGGCCAGACCCUGCCCAAGAAAGCCCUGGCCACUGGCCACCCUGCCCCACGUGGCAGCCUGGCUGGGGGGUGUCCCAGGAGAGCCUCACACUCACGUCUCAACCCCAAAGGCAGUAACUGUCCCAACAGCUCAGCACUUCACCCUGGACAAGGCCGGGAGACCAUGACCUGGCACCCACUUACAAACAAGGUCUUUUGUAAUGAACGUUUUUCAAAAUAUUGUGCGUUACAUCAUAAAGCUAAUGUUAAAUAUUUGCUAUUCUGAUCAGCUAAUCCUGCACAAAGGUAGCACUGUAUAUUUUAUCUAACUUUUCUGUGCCAAAAAGUUCAUUUUAAUGUUUCUGUAACAGUCUCUUGAUUAUGUUUCUGUAACAAAGCCUCGGCUACUGGAUCAUAGGAACGAGGUGCACCCUCAGACCCCACAGCUCGCCCCAGUCCUCGAAGGGCUCCGGUUCCCCUGUGUGUCUUGCGACAGCCACGUCUCAAUUUUAGGGGCUCAAAAUCCUGUCCCUCAAUUAUUACAAGUUCAACGGGCCUCCCUGGACCUGAAGGUUGUAUUAGGAGAGAAAUCCACGUUCUCUCAAAGUGGGCGAACCUGUGCCCCGGGGACACCCACUAGGAGCCGCUGGAGGCCCAGGGCUCUGCUUCUCUCCACUGCCCGUGUCCCACCUGCUUGGAAGCCACUAGCUGACCCAUGCAGGCCAUCCCUGGGUUCUCUGCCUGGAGAGCAGGGAUUCCGAGGGUGGCAGAGGAACUAACUGGCUUUCCGUCAUCUCAGUCACCUGGAAAGGAUGGCGUGACCACCGCAUCCUGGGCAUGGUGGGUGGGCCUCACCUGAGCACAGACCCUGGGCCCCCCAGCCUGGGCAGAGGUGACCUCAGCGGGCAGGCUCCCAACUACCCUCUUACGUUAUGGUUUACACGAUAGAAUUUUUAAACAAAAAUGUUUAAUUUUCUAAAGUCUCUUGUAUUAAAAUUUUCUUUUGGAAUAAGCUGUGGUAAUUUUGUUACAAUCUGGUUGAUUAAACCUCUUUACAGUGACAAAA